GCACAAGCAAGAAGACAGCAGUUUAACAGAUUUUUAGGUCCCUUUGAUGACGUUAUAACCAAGUUCUACUGUAUUUGCAAUCCAGUGGGAAGAUGGUGACCGAAGAAUGCUGGUCCCAAGACGCUCUAUAUACAAGCAUUUAUGACGUAAAUGAUAUUAAUUGACACAGUCCUGGUGAUGGCCGUUGAGGAAGACGGCGAGGAACGAGGAGGUGGAAGAUAGAACGAAAAGUAAACGAAAGAGAAGAAUAUGAAACAGUGUGAGAAGGCGAAAAGGAUUAUUAAGAAAGAGAAGCCGGAGAACGAAGAGGAUCAGAGAGAGAGAGAGAGGAAAAGGACGAAAACUAGAAGAAGACUCGGAAAAGGAAUACAAUGAGAACUCGAAGAAGGAGACUAGAUGGAAAAAGACAACGAUAGCUCUGUUGUGGAAGAGGAAAUUAUCCGAUGUAGUGUAUACACCCAAUUCAAAUCAAAGUGACUUGAUUGCUUGCGGCGUGGCGUAAGCGCGAAGAUUUCCGAAGUCAGCCGAGCUGUAUGCCAGUGUUAUAAGUGGCGAAGACUAGGGAGACAACAUUCAUACAGACUUCCGAGCUGUAGUGGGUCGGUAGUGGAACUUGGAGCUGCGCAUGUGCUGUGCCACACAACUCACGUGUUCGCUUGCGAGUGUUUUUCAAGUGGUGUGAUUCUACGCAGAAAGAAAAACAGAGAUAAUAAACAAACGUAAUAGUUUUAACAAAAUUUUAAAUUGUAAUAAACUGACUUGUAUCUUGUUCGCAUUAUUCUUAUAAUUCAUUUUAAUUAAAUAUGUGUACAGCGGACGAAAACAUGCAACCAUUUGAAGUGAUUAAAAAAUCACACAAAACAUUGAGACUUGGGUUACAGUGAGAAGCUACCUGCUCGAGUGUUAGAUUUAUUAUCUCUCGUUCUUUAUAUAAAUUUUUAUCAGUUCUUCAAGAAGGACAUCAGACUGAAGUGUUUUCUGUUCCAAUUUAUUUAUAAACCUCACGUACAGUCUAUUAUAUGUUUACUAUCUUAUUAUUUCUUUCUACAGUCCCGAAACAAAUAUAAAACAAGCAUUGACAUUAGCUUUAUUGCCUCUGUGUUUUUCUGGCUGUCGCCACCAGGGCGUAGCACAGUCAAGAGGUAAUCGAAUUUGGGUUUAUGUUUGAUAUUUCCAGUUAAUUAAAGUCCUAUUAUUGCCUAGUUACACACAGUAGACCUUUAUGAAAUGUUGUAUUCUACGGAACGAGUCUAGAAGAAGAAGCAAAGAUUAUAGAUACAAAAACAGUUGAAACAGCUCACGUGAACUUUUACUGUAGGAAGGAAUACUUGUGUGUGAGUGUAUCGAGUAGGCAGUGGAAUAAUAAAAAGAGGAAAAGAUAAUUAUUCUGCGUGUGUACGUGUGAGUGUUUUUUUUUUUUUGAGGGGGCAGUGAUUUGGGAGGAGGAGCUAUCAGCAUAAUCAUUCUAUAACUUGGUUUUUCCUUUUUUCGUUUUUUUUUUAUAUUGUGGCGUACGCCCCGUUUUCAUAUUACAUACGAUGGACCUGCGACAUGCUGCCGGCAGCCAAAGCCUACUGGAAUCAACAUAAUCAUAAACACCAUCAAGAAAACAAGGAAAAAGAAGACGACAUUCUGUAAUACCACUAGAUCCAGUGUUAUCUGAGCCAGGGCAGGACAAGGACAGCAGGACAAAGCAACGAAGUGGAAGAGGUUUAUGACCAAGCUCCACUGAGAAGGCAAGAGGAAAAGCAGUUCGGUGGAGACGAGAGUAAUGCAAGACUUUGUAGCUUCCCCACGCCAUUAGGGUCUCAGGCGGGAGGGGGCUUACGCUGUCAGAAGGAAAACCUGUGGGACUUCACUGAGAGGCGCCGCGAAUCCCCAGCACAAGCUGCAAGACGACCGUUGCUUCAUGCAUAUGGCGCAGUGGUGCGGGCGAACAGCACUGCUGGUGCAAGUAGCAUGGCUACUGGCUGUGAGCGUGUGUUCAUCACCGACGCCUUGGGAGCGCGCCAAUGCUUCCGGGGAACUCUUCGAGGGCAGGUCGCCUCAAGACUUGGGGUUACGUCCCGGAAAUCCGCUAGACGAACUACCUCCACCUGACUUGAUUGAGUCGCCCAACAAAAUGUUAGAUCCCAGGCCACAUGACCUGAACGCAACUGCCCUCAGACCCAUGCUAGGGCGCAACUUUGACCCUCAGUUCAUGAGCAUCACUCGACCCAGACACUCAAGCCACAACCAUUCGACUUCUAGCGGCAGUGACUUAGUCGAAUUCCCAUUUCGACAAAACAAACGAGGGCGCCUGGUACCAGUAGCAGACAUGCCACGUUCUUUGCGCAAAAUGAACUUCAAGUACAUCAGACUGCCAGACGACUCGCGACUGCGUACUCGCAUUUCUGCCAAACUGAAGAAGAAAAUGCAGCAGUUCCUGUGGGCCUUCACUGCCUGCCCCAUUGUGUACAAAUGGAAGGACCUGGGGAUCAGAUUCUGGCCUCGAUACCUGAAGGAAGGACAUUGUCCAGCAGGAAAAGCGUCGUGUUCUAUUCCUCCGGGUAUGAAGUGUCGGCCUGCAGGCAAGGCUCAUAAGACGCUCCUCAGGUGGCACUGCCCUCAGUAUCCUCACCACCACCAUCACAAUUCCGGUGGCAGCAGUGGAAAUCGUCACUGGAAUCUUCUGUAUUCAUCUUCCUCAACACUGAGUGCCACAGUAGAGCCCAGAAUUGCAGACAAUGGCAUGCAGAGCCUUUCAAACAGUGGGCACAUAAAUAAGCAACAUUGUCACUGGAUCAAAGUGGAGUAUCCGAUUGUGACGCAGUGUUCGUGUUCCUGCCCCACAGUUGGCAGCACUUAUUCGUAAACUGAUAGUUACAGGCAUGCAAACGUGCUUCCAUUUGGACACCUUCUGCUCGAAACUAUUCUUGAGGUAAUGAUUUUGAAGUCCUUGGGCUUAAGAACCCUAGUGUGAUGCCACGGACUCGGCAUGUUUGGUAAAUCCUUCACAGUGCUCCAAAUCCUGGAGUUCAUAUAAACGAAACUGGUCGCCAUACGUUUCCAAACCAAGUUGAAGACCAAAAUUUUAUUUAUUUUAUCAGCUGAAUAACACUCAUAAAUGAUGCUUCGAAAAAAAAAACAGAUUUCUUGUUAAUUUAUACAAGAAUAUUCGUUUAACGUGGACACUUAAAUAUGCAGAAUUGUUUGAAAACAAAAAUGAAACUAAUGAAACUCCGCUGGGGCGUUAUGAUGGACGGUGAAUACCUCAGGAAUUAUUAACGUCUCAAGAAGGAAGACGGAAACCAUGACUCUUGGCCGAUGAGGAACUGGUGCUGAAAUAAAUAACAGAAACGUGUAUCUUCAAAUUUUAUCAGUGGGACUUCCAUACGUGACGUACCUGUUGAAAUUUUGUAGUUACUAACGACAAACACGGUUCCACGAGCGGAUAAUUAAUAUAUUUUUUUAUUGCUAGUGGGGUGAGACUAAGUCCCUUGUGUUGCGGCCACUUCUGGCCUAUUGUAC
Messenger RNA from Cryptotermes secundus, 3510 nucleotides. Its product is annotated as noggin-2. NCBI's taxonomy places the organism in Eukaryota, Metazoa, Arthropoda, Insecta, Blattodea, Kalotermitidae. The record is from RefSeq and is a predicted model, not a curated record. The transcript has 7 exons. Bases 1910 to 2854 code for a protein of 314 amino acids. Gene Ontology annotation, biological process: osteoblast differentiation; negative regulation of BMP signaling pathway; dorsal/ventral pattern formation.